AUGCUAAGAACCCAAAUCAAUGGGUUUAGACAAAAGGACAACGAGUCUCUUUUCGAGGCAUGGGAAAGAUACAAGGAAAUGAUUAGAACGUGCCCACAUCAUGGACUCGAGGAAUGGUUAAUUAUCCACACCUUUUACAAUGGUCUCUUGUACAACACAAGAUUGACCAUAGACGCCGCAGUUGGUGGCGCACUUAUGGAUAAAGCUUAUAAUGAAGCUUAUCAGCUUAUCGAAAGCAUGGCUCAAAAUCACUAUCAAUGGGGAAGCGAGAGGACACCGAUAGAGAAACCUCAAAUGAAAGGUGGAAUGCAUGAAAUUAGCGGUCUAGAUCAUGUCAAUGCUAAAAUAGAUGCCCUAACUCAAAAGAUUGAGAGUCUGACCACCGCACCUAAGGCCAUCGUGGCCGCAACAACACAAAAUUGUGAGUUGUGCGAAACCCAAGGACAUACUAUUGCUGAGUGCCAACUUCUAACCGAAGCUCCCACCGAUCAAGUGAAUUACACUCAAGGAAACUCUUAUAACCAAAACCAGAGGAACUAUCUGUACCUCUCGUACAAAAGAAACAACGCUUUAUACGCACCUGGCCAAGCUUCUUCUGCACCACCAGGAUUCCAAAAUGCUGCCUAUUCUACUCCUAGGAAGUCUAACCUUGAACUUUUAUUGGAAAACUUCAUAACUACCCAAGCUCAAACCAACCUUCAAACUAGUGAGCAAAUUAAGCAAAUAACAAGCAAGCUAGAUGUCUUGACCACCCACAAUAGAAUGUUAAAAACACAAAUCGCUCAAGUAGCCCAACAACAAGCAUCUACCUCUGCUCUUGCGGGCACAUUUCCCGGAUAG
Messenger RNA from Trifolium pratense (red clover), 840 nucleotides. RefSeq lists its product as uncharacterized. Lineage: Eukaryota; Viridiplantae; Streptophyta; Magnoliopsida; Fabales; Fabaceae. The record is from RefSeq and is a predicted model, not a curated record. The transcript has a single exon. Bases 1 to 840 code for a protein of 279 amino acids.